AACGGCGCCAGUGCAGGCGGGCAGACAGAGAGAGGAAGACGAAACAUCAGGAGGAAGAAAAGAAGACGGGGCAGGGUGGCUUCGGGAAGAAAGAAGGGGAGAGAAUGGUUGGGGAACAGCCUGUGUGCCCCCCUCAGCUCCUUCUGCGGGGCUGGGGAACAGUGCUUCUGUCUCAGUGCUGGUCCUUCGUGUUCUCCCAGAUCCCGGAUCCAGAGCUUUUACCCACAGAUCCACCCAAAAAGCCGGACCCCGUCACGUCAGAGACCGUAGUCUUCUGGGGGUUGCGGUUGUGGCAGGUCAUCGGCAUUUUUUCCAUGUUUGUGCUGGCCAUUGUUAUCACUCUGUGUUGUAUUUUCAAAUGCCGAAUCCCGAGAACAAAAAAGGAAAUCGAGGCACGACACGCACAAAGACAGGCUGCCAAAAAAUACGCCAACACAUUGGAGACCGUGCCACCCCUGAACGAGCUGACUGAGGUCCCAGGAUCUGCAAAACCCGAAGAAACUGCGGAAGUGUCAACAGUGUCUGGGAAAGUGGACUCUGAGAAGGGCGAAAAGAAGAGCAAGGAGGGCAAGAAAGAGCCCAAGGGUGCCAAAGAAGGGAAAGGAAACGAAAAGGACGCAUCAGCGAAGAAAAAGGGUGAAGCAGGUGAAAAGGGAGGCUCCAAGAAAGAAGCUGGUGAAGGAAAAGGGAAGAGUGACAAAGGGGAAAAGGGUGAAAGAGGAGGCAAAGGAGGGGCUAAAGGGGGGGCCAAAAAAUCUCAAAAGUGA
Nematolebias whitei (Rio pearlfish) is the source of this 767-nucleotide messenger RNA. RefSeq names its product transmembrane inner ear (gene tmie). The transcript is spliced from 4 exons. NCBI's taxonomy places the organism in Eukaryota, Metazoa, Chordata, Actinopteri, Cyprinodontiformes, Rivulidae. The record is from RefSeq and is a predicted model, not a curated record. The coding region runs from base 105 to 767 and encodes 220 amino acids.